UUAAAGGAUUCUAUUAGUGCCAUGGAUUGUGCUUUACAACUAGGGAAGUCAAACGCACUUAUGUCUUAUACAGUAGCAGCAAGCACUGUAUUCAAUAGUAUGUCUGAAAAACUUUACUCCGCUGAAAGAGAGUUUCAGUCUUGUACUGAAGAAAUAAGGAAAUUAGAAGAUAGAUUGACUAAAUUAUUGGCAGACUCUAUGGAUGUAUCUAAACAUGAAGAAAGUUUAAUCAAAUAAUUAUGAAACAUAAAAAAUAUAUUUUUAUUAUUAAUAAUACAUAUUAUAAUGUGUAUAAAAC
Messenger RNA from Diuraphis noxia (Russian wheat aphid), 298 nucleotides. RefSeq lists its product as uncharacterized. NCBI's taxonomy places the organism in Eukaryota, Metazoa, Arthropoda, Insecta, Hemiptera, Aphididae. The record is from RefSeq and is a predicted model, not a curated record.